Brachypodium distachyon (stiff brome) is the source of this 1691-nucleotide messenger RNA. Its product is annotated as peroxidase 16. The record is from RefSeq and is a predicted model, not a curated record. Lineage: Eukaryota; Viridiplantae; Streptophyta; Magnoliopsida; Poales; Poaceae. Bases 408 to 1436 code for a protein of 342 amino acids. Gene Ontology annotation, biological process: response to oxidative stress; hydrogen peroxide catabolic process. Gene Ontology annotation, molecular function: peroxidase activity; heme binding. The transcript is spliced from 4 exons.
UAGCCGGGAAAGGAGCAAAAGAUAUUCCAUCCCAUCCGCGCUGCGCCGAGACGAGAUUGUAAGAACGACCGGGUCUACGACCGCCUCGAUCCCCGCCGUAAUGUUCCUCCCCGAUCAAUGAUCCCACUUGACAUCGCAAUGCCAGUACUAGUAGUACUCAUUUUCCCGUCAUUUCCUCCGCAAACCCAAGUACCCAACCCCCACCAGACCCCCGUCCUAUAUAUCCAGCCGAAAGAAUCCCCCGCACUUCUCUGCUCCAGUCCCGCCCUUCCCCACGCAAGCAAGCAAGCGCACACAGUUGCUCUUAAGUGUGUCCUGGCGUCAGUCGUCGCUCACGUACAUACGGCUGGUCUUUUCCUCGCCAAGCUAAGCUGAGCUGAGCUGAGCUUGAGCUUGGUUGGUUGGCAAUGGCGGGGGGAAGUAGUAGUAGCUGCAGCUGCGAGAAGAAGAAGCUCCUCCUGAUGUGGUGGAGAGCGGGUGUCCUAUUGGCUGCCGUGACACUGGCGGGCGUGGUGGACGCGCAGCAGCUGCGGCAGAACUACUACGGCAGCAGCUGCCCGAGCGCCGAGUCGACGGUCCGGUCCGUGAUCUCGCAGCACGUGCAGCAGAGCUUCGCCGUCGCGCCCGGCACGCUCCGCCUCUUCUUCCACGACUGCUUCGUCCGGGGUUGUGACGCGUCGGUGAUGCUGAUGGCGCCCAACGGGGACGAUGAGAGCCACAGCGGCGCCGACGCGACGCUGUCGCCGGACGCCGUGGACGCCAUCAACAAGGCCAAGGCGGCCGUCGAGGCGCUCCCGGGAUGCGCCGGCAAGGUCUCCUGCGCCGACAUCCUCGCCAUGGCCGCGCGCGACGUCGUCUCCCUGACUGGCGGGCCGAGCUACAACGUGGAGCUGGGGCGGCUGGACGGGAAAACGUUCAACAGGGCCAUCGUGAAGCACGUCCUCCCGGGCCCCGGCUUCGACCUCAACCAGCUCAACGCGCUCUUCGCCAGCAACGGGCUCACGCAGUUCGACAUGAUCGCGCUCUCCGGCGCGCACACGAUCGGGGUGACGCACUGCGACAAGUUCGUGCGGCGGAUCUACACGUUCAAGCAGCGGCUGGCCUACAACCCGCCGAUGAACCUUGAGUUCCUGCGCUCCCUGCGCCGUGUCUGCCCCAUCAACUUCUCCCCGACGUCCUUCGCCAUGCUGGACGCCACCACGCCCCGGGCCUUCGACAACGCCUACUUCAACAACCUCCGCUACAACAAGGGCCUGCUGGCCUCCGACCAGGUGCUCUUCACCGACCGCCGGUCCAGGCCCACCGUCAACCUCUUUGCCGCCAAUGCCACCGCCUUCAACGAAGCCUUCGUCGCCGCCAUGGCCAAGCUCGGCAGGAUCGGCAUCAAGACCGGCGCUGGCGGCGAGGUGCGCCGCGUCUGCACCGCCGUGAAUUAGGUUUUAGAUGGUGUUCUGUUGUGGGCUUGAGUGUAGUGUGUUAGAGUGAGAGGGGAAGACUGUUUUUGUCUUGUGGAUGCAGCGCAGAUGCAGGGGUGUUUUUUGAUGCUGUGUAUUUCUGUGUGGGGAUUAUGCUAACCAUUCUUUUGAGAUGUGGGGUGGAAUGGGAAAAUUGGAAGUUUGGUAGUGGUCGGUGUUGGGAUUGGUCACAUGGUUAUUAGCUGAAUCGAAUGCAUUGUUACUGCCUGUUGCAUU